AUGGAGCCCGCGGAGCACCAGAGGCUGCAGCAGCAGGUAGACCAACUAACCACACUCGGCGCCCGGCUCCUGGAGGGACGAGCGGCCCAGGCCGACUUACCAGCUUCACCUCCCAGAGCUUCCGUCUCUAUACCCGUCGCGAUGCCAGAUAAGUACGACGGCAACACAGAUCACUGCCAAGCUUUCUUAAUGCAAUGCAGGCUUUACAUUGAGGAACACCCCGAGCACUUCACAGAGGAGACUGCCCGGCAAGCAUUUAAGGGGAUAUUCGAUCACCCCGCUGUUGGACGCAGCCUGGGGGAGAGACUGUUCGACAUAAAGCAGGGACCUCAAACUGUCGCAGAGUUCACUCUAGAAUUCCGGACCAUCGCAGCGGGGCUCCGCUGGCCGGAGGAUUGCCGCCACAUUAUAUACCAUCGUGCCCUGAACCUGGAAGUGCAGGACGAGCUGACGUCCUGUGGGUCCACACCGCCUUUUGAGGAGUUCAUUGGACUUUCUGUCAUGCUGGACAACAAACACAACUACAACGUGGGAGACAGAGAGCUGCUGACUAUCAAACUGGCGCUAGAAGACUGGAGGCACUGGCUCAAGGGGGCACACCACCCCUUUCAUGUGUUUACCGAUCAUCGGAAUCUCGACUACCUACAAGUUUUGCUGGGACUGCCACUGAAUGCACUGUCACUGUGGAUCAUUGUCUGCAGACACAGGCUCCGGGCGGCCAACACCGUCAUCAUGGCCAACCUGGCCGUCUCGGACCUUCUCCUGAUCCUCUCUCUGCCCCUACGCAUCGUCUUGCACAUCAAGCCCAGUAAGAUCUUGAUGAAGACCCCCUGCCAGCUGAUGACCUAUUUAUUCCGAGCCAACAUCCUGUCCAGCUCCUUCUUCAUCACCUUCAUCAGCGUGGACCGCAUGCUGGCUCUGGUCUACCCACUGCGCUCUCGGGUGGUUCGCUCUCCCAGGACAUCAGGGAUCGCUUGCGGUGCCGUGUGGUUGCUGGCAAUGACGUACAGCAUUUCUCAUGUAUUCAAGUGGGAAUCAUUCUAUACCUGCAUUCCUAUGAUUAACAGGUGUAACAUGGGUGAUUUUAACAAGACCAAAAGGGAUGAGUUCUCAACACCCUUUUUUGCGUUAAUCCUAUCGGUUUGCCUGCCUCUCAUGUUCAUUGUCAACGUGAUUUCCACAGCCAGAGUUGUGUGGAGCCUAAACAAUCGUCAGAUGGACCUGGCUGGGUACAGUGUGAAAAGGGUGAUGUUGAUUUCCCUUGUCAAUGUGCUGAUAUUUGCCCUCUUUUUGCCGUUCAUCGUCAUGUUGCUAUGGAAUCUUGGAAUGGAAUGCCCUUGA
This is a messenger RNA of Brienomyrus brachyistius, 1341 nucleotides long. RefSeq names its product lysophosphatidic acid receptor 5-like. Gene Ontology annotation, cellular component: membrane. Bases 1 to 1341 code for a protein of 446 amino acids. The transcript is spliced from 4 exons. Gene Ontology annotation, molecular function: lysophosphatidic acid receptor activity. Lineage: Eukaryota; Metazoa; Chordata; Actinopteri; Osteoglossiformes; Mormyridae. The record is from RefSeq and is a predicted model, not a curated record. Gene Ontology annotation, biological process: phospholipase C-activating G protein-coupled receptor signaling pathway; positive regulation of Rho protein signal transduction.